GGCAGGAACGUCACCAGAUGAGAGAUGACAUCUGUGGAUACUAGCUUAACUGUUCAAGUGAAAUAAACGCAUGACUGUCAUUUUGUGAGACAAAAUGUCUAUAACAACUUGCCAGAAGGUUACUCUUAUAUCAUGCUCUGUUCUCUGUAUUUCUCUUUUCCUGCCCAGAAUGCUUUUACCCAGAGGGAAAAAGGAGAUGGGACGGCCUGAGGUUGGACCAGGGUUCUACCCUCCUGUGAUGCACCAGCUGUCAUUGCCAGAGGACCCAGAACGGUGGGGUGUGGACCCUUCCUACUCCAUGACACACAGUGCUGAGGCCAUGGCCAAAGUAAAAGGCAUCGGACGGGGCAAAAAGUACAAUCUAAUGGCUCAAGCAAUACCCAUAUAUGGCUUUGGGAUACUUCUUUACAUAUUCUAUAUAAUCUAUAAGCUGACAUGUAAGGGGGAGACUACUAAAUCAGGAAACUACACAACAGUAACCAAGGCAAACAUGGAGAAUAGGAUUACACCUGAUGAGCUUGUUAGGCUUCAGGAGAGACUUCUGCGAACAGAAGCGAUGAUGGAUAGGAUUGUCUCUGCAAAGAAUCGUGGUUCUGGGAGUAGUGGCAGAAGGAGGAAGAGUAAAACUUCUAUAUCAAAGAAGGAGGAGAAAUUACUCAAGCAACUUAGACAGAUCACACAGCUGAUACAAGAAGGCCGGUUGGAGGCAGUCUCCCCAGAGAUGGAGGCUGAGGAGGUCCCCUACUGUGCAGACUGGGAAGGCUACCCAGAGGAGACCUACCCAGAGUAUGAUGAGCCCUAUAAAAGACGUGGAUUUCACACCUUUACACUAGAGGAACCCCCUCACCAUCUCACUGCCGAAGCCCUGGCAGAGAGGAUGGAGCAAGAGGAGGAAGAGAUUAUGGCAAGGAAACUAUCCAUAGUGAAAGAGGAGGAUGAAGAGGCAGAGGAAGAGGAGGAGGAUGAAGAGGCAGAGGAAGAGGAGGAGGAUGAAGAGGCAGAGGAAGAGGAGGAGGACGAAGAGGAGGAGGAAGAGGAUGAGGAAGAAGUGGAGGAAGUAGAGGAAGAGAUAGAGGAGGAGGAGGAGGAAGAGGAAGCAGAGAAAAUGCAGUUGCUCAGUCUUCCUUCAUUCCAGCCUGCUGCAGAAAGAAAGCAAGAGAGACUUGGUUUGCAGCUGAGCAAAGAGCUACAGUGUCUUGAUGGAGGGAAGAAGCAAAUUAGCUUUAGUGACCACGAAGAUGUGUUCCACUACCCUAAAGAGUGUACUUAUGAAGAGGAGGAAGAAGAUAAUCAAGAGGAGGUAGAGGAAGAAGAUGAGGGCACAGAGGGGGAAGAGGAGGAAGAAGAGGAUGAAGAUGAUCCAGUGAUGGAGGCAGAGAGCUUGCAGUUCAGCUGUGAGGGUUGUCCCAACCCGGAGGAGGAAGCAGAGGAGGAUAAAGAAGAGUAUUUGUUAGUGUCAGAGCCUGUGGAGGAAGACAGUCCUAUCCAUGCAGACAUGCCUAAGGAAGUCGUGGCGAGUGGUCUGAGGAUGCGGAACAGGAGAGAGACGUAAAAAAGACUUUUCCAAUUACCUAAAAUGAGUUUUUAAACAUACAGUGAACUUUAUGUUCCUCAAAUUGUACUCUGUUUAUUACUGAUCCCUUAUGUGUGUGUGUAAAAUAGACAACCCAAGGUGAAUAGAGACAUGCAAUGCUGCUGUAAAGUUAUACUUUUAUAUAAAUAAUAGUCUC
Molecule: messenger RNA, 1730 nt
Organism: Sander lucioperca (pikeperch)
Lineage: Eukaryota; Metazoa; Chordata; Actinopteri; Perciformes; Percidae
Gene: ric3a
Product: RIC3 acetylcholine receptor chaperone a
Exons: 6
Coding region: 95-1552 (485 amino acids)
Biological process (GO): protein localization to cell surface; synaptic transmission, cholinergic
Cellular component (GO): neuronal cell body; neuron projection; intracellular membrane-bounded organelle
Source: RefSeq, a predicted model, not a curated record